Molecule: messenger RNA, 737 nt
Organism: Daldinia caldariorum
Lineage: Eukaryota; Fungi; Ascomycota; Sordariomycetes; Xylariales; Hypoxylaceae
Exons: 3
Coding region: 123-704 (193 amino acids)
Source: RefSeq, a predicted model, not a curated record
GCUUACACUGCUUACAGCUUUCUCACAGAGCCUAGGAAGUAACUUACUUGAAAACAAUUCCUGUCGUCCCAUAUUAGGUUCUCGGUUUGGCUGUUUCCGGUUGAAUUCAUAUUACCGACAUUAUGAACCGCCGUAAACUUGUGCUUCUACGAAAGCACUUCAAUUGUAGUGAAGAUUCUACACUAUUGGAGGUAGAAAAAAUUCUUCGCCGGAGAUUGAAGAUAUUAGAAGAGCAAAGGGAGGAUGGGUUUUAUAACUGGGUUCGGCCGGACCAUUGGCCUAUGGCCGAGAGCGACAAUAAUUUCAAGCCCAGUCCUCAUCCAAACCGUGGUACGAGGAGGUCGGUCCUCCCACGCAAGCGACCGAUGUACAGGGAAGAGUCUUCCGACGAGGAAGAUUACGAAGCGAUAGACCAAAACGAAGUGCUGAAUUAUGAUGAAGAUGAAGAUGAGGAAGGUUACGAAGAAGAACCUAUAGAAGAUAACGAGGAUGAUAUGGAGGAUGAUAAGGGUUUAGAAGAAGAUAAAUGGAUCGACAAGGAUAACUUAUCCAAUUAUGACGAAGCGGCGGAUUGGGAAAUGAGCGGCCAACAGGAUUCCUCGGAUUCUGAUGACGAGGAAGGUGCUCAGGUGUCUUGGGAGGAAGAGGACAUGGAUCUCGAUAUGAAUGAGGUGAUAGAGGAGAGCCAAACGGCACGAAGAUGAUACCAAUAUGGCUAAAAAAAAAAAAAGAGCUAC